This is a messenger RNA of Vicia villosa (hairy vetch), 570 nucleotides long. RefSeq lists its product as uncharacterized. The coding region runs from base 1 to 570 and encodes 189 amino acids. The transcript has 2 exons. The record is from RefSeq and is a predicted model, not a curated record. Lineage: Eukaryota; Viridiplantae; Streptophyta; Magnoliopsida; Fabales; Fabaceae. Gene Ontology annotation, molecular function: nucleic acid binding; zinc ion binding.
AUGUUGGUUGGAUCUCUUGGUCAAUUUCCUCAAGCUAAUGCUGGAAAUCGGAAUGGUGAUGAUGAUGAGUAUCGUGCUUUGGGGAAGUUUCAGAAGAACAAUCCUCCUACCUUUGAGGGAGAGCAUGAACCGGAUAAGGCUCAAGCUUGGUUGAAAGCGAUUGAGAAGAUCUUUCGAGUUAUGAAUUGCACUGAUGCUCAGAGAUUUGUUAAUGGUUUGAGACCUGAUAUCAAGAAGGCGGUUGGUUAUCAACAGAUUUCUCGUUUUGCGGAGUUGAUUAACAAGAACCGGAUUUAUGAUGAGUAUAGUAGGGAGAAUGCUUCUCACUACAAGGCUAUCAUUGAGAAGAAAGGACAAUAUCAUGAGAAACUGUAUGAUAAUAAGAAGAAAACUGGUUUUGGUGGAAAGCCAAGUGGGGAAGGAUCUAGUGCUCAGAUCAAGUGCUUUAAGUGUGAUGUUGAAGGACAUCACGCUGAUGAAUGCAACAAGAGUUCGGUUAAGUGUUUCGAGUGUGAUGAUCACACUGAAUCGCACUAUGUUUCUGGCUCGAAUAUCACAUGUUUUCCUUAG